GUUGUGCUAUGUAAUGAAAUAAAGAUAAAAAGAACAAAGAAAUAAAAAGAAAACGUAUGAACCAUGUUUCUUCAAAAAUCUAUAUUUAUACGCCUGUAAUUUACAAGAUGGUUAGGCCUUGCUUAUCAGUGCAAGCCCAAGAUAUCACACAAACAGCUACUUGUAAACAAAGGGAAUCCAAAAGUCAGCCACUUGACUUGAGGAGUUGGCUACUGGCUAUCAUCAAAGGAUAUUUACAAGGCAAAGCAGUCACCUAGGAAUGGAUCUGUGGUUCUCAUGUUUGGGGUGGGGUCUUCCCUUACCCUUCCUUUCUGACCUAACCAAACCUCAUUUCUUCUCCAUUCAACACCUUCAACACUCUCUCCUUCAGGUAAUCAAUCCUCCAAGGGCCAAUUUAUUUUUUGUAAGUAGGUUUACAUAAGGGUGCAUGUGGGGGCUCCUAAAUAUUGGAUUUAUAUGCUUUCCAGCUGCAAUUUCAAAACAACGGUGAAAAAUUGUGGGAUUGUCUUCCAUACUGGUUAUCAUUUCUAAACCAAUGCCUUCUAAAUACUAAGUUCUUAGAGUGAUUUUCGUUCCUAAUUAUCAUGGAGCUUCUUGUUAAAGAAUACAAUGGAAAUUCUAUUGCUUAAAGUGCUUCAAAAUGAAUUGAAGUAUCUUCCAUGGCUUACCUAGCAGUUUGGAAUUUUGACCUUUUUCUGGUGGACUGUCUAUUUCAGUUGUUCUUUAGUACAAUUUAACAUGAAAGAAUCCCUGGAUGCUAACUUAUAACAAAAAGUUCUAUCAGUAGGAUAAUUUUAGUUACUAUACAGUCAAAGUAGUGUAUUCAAUUGCUUGUUCUUCCUUCCUGCUGUACUUCUAAACCUAGUGGUUUUAAGGCAGCCUAAAUUGAACUCUAUGAAACUUAAUAUGAUGUAGCCAGAAAAAUUAGAUUACUAAAUACAUAAUCUGAAUGUACAACGACUUUAUAUCACUUGAGGUAUUUUGUGGUUUUAGUUAAAUGGAGAUCUAGCUGUUUUGAGUUCGCUGGGUUUUUCUGAACCUAAUUGGAUAUAAUAUGUAAGAUAUCAUAGUGCUAAUUGCAUAUCUCGUGACAUUCUUGUGCAUAAUUUAGCAGUAUUGGUAUGAUUUUGAGUAUGACCCUUCUCUCUAAAUUGUUCCGACUUUGUUGGCUAUUUUGUUUCAUAGUAGUUCUCAUUUCUCUGAUAGUGCAGGGAUGCUGGGAAAAUCGUUAGCUUCGUCUUUGAUGACAUUGGAUUCUGCGACUUCUUGUUUCUGUGUUCCUGAUGUUGCAACAUCUGCACCAAAUAUUGUACCAUUCAGUGUAACCCUCUCGAGUAGGCUCCCACAGACAGUGAUAGGGAGAGUUGGUAGCUCCCAUUUUUCUCCUCAUAAAUGGGCAAUAAAUGUAAACACAGAGGGAAAGACACGGGAAGCAUGCAGGCAAGCGUUGUCGGCAUUUGGUUUCACCGAUGAGGAGGAAGACAAGAUACUUGGAAAGGCAUUCGGGCACGUCCACUCCCCGUAUUGGGGUGAAGAACGCAAGAAGGAAGAACCGAGGUUCGAAAUUGUUAAUGAAAUAUUAGAAUACCUGAGAAGCCUAGGUCUGUCAGACGAUGAUCUGCGCAAAUUGCUGAAGAAAUUUCCUGAAGUUCUUGGAUGUGAUAUCGAACACGAGUUGAGAACAAAUGUACAGAUACUGGAAAAGGAUUGGGGAAUAAAAGGUAAAUCUCUUAAAAAUCUUCUUCUUAGGAAUCCCAAAGUGUUGGGUUACAAUGUGGAUUGUAAGGGAGAUUGUAUGGCGCAAUGUACUCGAUGCUGGGUGAGGUUCUAGCCUUCUUAAAAUUGAAUAUAUAUAUUUUUCAUACGAAGGGAGCAUAUAGAUGUGGUGGUGUUAAUUUUUAAGCUUCAUGUGAUUCUUCAAUAAUUGAAUGUAGUCUAAGCUACCUUUUGCCUCUUGAUAUCUAUUACCCUAAUCUUAUGUUUGGGUACAA
Messenger RNA from Gossypium arboreum, 1991 nucleotides. RefSeq lists its product as uncharacterized. Gene Ontology annotation, molecular function: double-stranded DNA binding. The record is from RefSeq and is a predicted model, not a curated record. Lineage: Eukaryota; Viridiplantae; Streptophyta; Magnoliopsida; Malvales; Malvaceae. Gene Ontology annotation, biological process: regulation of DNA-templated transcription. Bases 1214 to 1831 code for a protein of 205 amino acids. The transcript is spliced from 3 exons.